AUGCCUCCCAAACGCGCUUUAAGUCAACCACCAGUACUUCCCCGCCUCACUCGAGCGACAGCCUGGAGGGACGAAUACCAUCGGAUCACUACACGGUAUCUAGGGUUUAUUAACGGCUUCCCAUCCAUACCCGAAGAGCCCAAUCUUAUAGGGCCUCCGCAGGAUUGGAAUGCUGGGUAUCGUCGAGGACUCUUAGCCACCCGCGCUUUCGUCCUAAAUACCAAUACCCCGCUUUCCGAGGUUAGCAACCUUAUCGCCCAACUUUGGGACCUUUUUGAGACAAUAAUCAGGGCUCGCAACCGCAUUGUGGGUGCAGAGACGGUAGCGGAUAUACGGCGUAUCCAUGCAGUACGCGACUCCUAUGACCCAGCCAAUCUACGGGAGCACGCUCUAAGUCUCAUUAGCGCAUGGGCUGCUCUUGCCCUAAACCCACACCUUAGGACUACCUCACUGGUACUCUACCGACUGGGUGUUACCCUUCGUUGGGAGUUAUCUGAACGAAUCGAACAUUAUUGGAAUGAGCACAACUAUCCCACGAUCCUCGACGAAAAUGACCAUAGCCAGGUGGUCGGAAGCUUUCGGGCACAGCUGUCUUCUAUCGCGGCCGAUUGUCAACGUGCCGCCCCUAAUAUCCGGCCUGUGACCCCGGAAGUCCGCAACGCUCUCCUCGCAGGGCUCCGAGAAUCAUUAGAGUUCUACCGCGACUCACAAAACCCAUUUCUAGACAGAGCGGCCCGAGCCCGCGCAGCUGGAGCGGUUAGCAACGCGACGCGGGAUCUCUGGAUGCUCCUGAAUACCUUCUUCCAAAGCGGCGGUCCGAACAACACUGGCUUCCAUCACGACGUAGUCACCUUCCUUAGGAGGCUCGUCGAGAUCUAUGAGACAACCCUUUCGUUUAUGGAUAUAAACGAGACCUUCCUAUGGGCGUGCUUCUGCACUGGCCUACAGUUCCACAAGGUGUCACACAGCCCCCCUAACUGGCAGGGCCCUUAUUCAGUUGUCACACCUUAUGUAGCAAUCUCGUCAUCUGAGUCUGGCCAGGGCUCGGAUAUAAACCCCGGACUUGACGGUGCUGGUGAUCAAUUGACCGGGUGGAGUCUUAUCCGGUCCGGCCUACACCAGCAGCCACUUACUACGGAUAUGGAAGGCGUUGUCGCUGCUACCAAUGCUGGAAAGCUCAAGUGUAUUAUUUGUGCUAAGGCCGUCCAGCUAGGAGAUCAGGUUGUCUCCCUCCGUCCGCACUGCCGCCACUGGUUCCACCCCCGUUGCCUUGAUAGUCUAAUGCCACAGUUUACCGAGCACUGCCCGGUAUGCGGUAUACAUGUCAAGCCGGGUGGUAACUGA
Messenger RNA from Penicillium crustosum, 1344 nucleotides. RefSeq lists its product as uncharacterized. NCBI's taxonomy places the organism in Eukaryota, Fungi, Ascomycota, Eurotiomycetes, Eurotiales, Aspergillaceae. The coding region runs from base 1 to 1344 and encodes 447 amino acids. The record is from RefSeq and is a predicted model, not a curated record. The transcript is spliced from 2 exons.